Aspergillus oryzae RIB40 is the source of this 636-nucleotide messenger RNA. RefSeq lists its product as uncharacterized. The record is from RefSeq and is a predicted model, not a curated record. The coding region runs from base 1 to 636 and encodes 211 amino acids. Lineage: Eukaryota; Fungi; Ascomycota; Eurotiomycetes; Eurotiales; Aspergillaceae. Gene Ontology annotation, molecular function: protein dimerization activity. The transcript has a single exon.
AUGCAGCCGAAUUCUCAAGAUAUUCUCGAUUCUCCCGGCUACUUGCCACAGUGGUCUCCAUCUUCUGCAGACCUUCUCCCGUGGGAAGCGUACGAGAAUUGGACAUCUCCGAGGCACUCAUUCGCCGCGCCCAACCAGUUUGAGGACGCGCCCGUGCUACCGCCACUCAAGCAAGAUCUAGUACAGAACACAUCGAAACUUUCUUCUAAAACCCGCACAUCGCCUCCGCAAUCUCAUUGCUCUGCCUCGAGCUCAACCAUCGCCUCUUUAUCGCCGCCGCCAUCUUCCCCAUCUGGUUCGCCCAGUUCCACGCCUCACGAAGGUUCAGCGCAUCCCUCAUCCCGGCGCUCAGCACAUAACAGAAUUGAAAAACGCUACCGGGAGAACCUCAGUAAGAACUUUGCUGCACUUGAGUCGUCUCUGCAAGGCUAUUACACGCGAGGGGUUGGAAGUGGCAGGCCCCGCUUCUACUGUCAGAGAAAGCAUGCUUCUAAGAAGAUGGCAGUUCUGACCGAUGCCGUCAAUUAUAUCGGGGAGUUGGAGGCAGAGACAGUCAUGUUGAAAAAGAAGCUGGAGACAUUACGGCAAGCGCUGCUACCGAAUGGAAUAUGGAGAUACACCUUAACCGAUGACUAA